AUGUUGGGGUUACAACCUCCUUCGGUGGCCUCGAGUGAAUGGGCUCGAGUGCGAAAGGAGCUUUUGUUCGCUACCAUAGUCCUGGGCUCCUGUGCCGAUGGAACCCUAGGACCCGUGCUGGUGCCGGGCUUUGUGGUCGUGGCUGCAGACCUCCAGGUCAGCCUGACCAGCGUGACCUUGUUAAAUGGGAGUCUGGUGAUGGCCCUGGGGGUGAGUUCCUACGUCUGCUCUCCGUUGGCCACUUGCUUUGGCAAGCGACCGGUGUAUCUGUGCACUACGCUGUUGGUGCUGGCUUCAUGCUGCUGGGCGGCUGCCUCCAGAUCCUAUACGUCCUUGCUUGCAUCGCGGGUGUUUCAAGGACUCGGCAUGGGGGCGUUCCUCUCCCUCGCGGGAACAUCCUCCAUCAACGAGGUCUUCCUCGAAGACGAGCGGGGGGUGCGAGUCGGCCUGUGGAAUUUUGCCUUCAUCGUCUGCGUCAACCUGACGCCGGUCAUCAGCGGCUAUGUCAUCUCCAGUCUCUCCUGGCGCUGGGCGUUCUGGCUCGAGGCGAUUCUCUUUGGGGGGGUGCUGGUGGCAACCAUCCUUUUCUUCCCCGAGACGACGACCACCACCACCGUUCGUAUGGAUGGUGGUGUUGCCGCUGUAGAUGACAGGAUCCCUACCACCCCACCAGACACGAUCGAUACGAAGUCUGCCUCCGAGGUCGACAUCGCGGAAAAGCAGCAGCAACAGUCCGUAGUGCCCUUGGACGACACCGCCUCCGUCGCAAUCGCCUCCACCGUCCCCAUAACAACCACCACACAAAAGCUGCAAGCCCUCAGCCUGGCCCUGGUCUCCCCGCUGGCCAUCCUCCUGCACCCCGUGGUCCUCUGGGGCUGCAUCAUGUGGUCGGUCACGUUCACCUGGACCAUACUGUUGGGCGCGGUAGCAUCGCAGAUCUUCACCGCACCCCCCUACAACAUGAGCACCAUCGCCGUGGGCAACCUGACCGGGCUCGCCCCGGGGAUCGGGUCCGCGCUGGGGACGGUCCUCGGGGGAUGGCUAUGUGACUGGACCCGUCGCCUCCUCUCCCGUGCGCCUGCACCUGCGCCUCCAUCCCACCCCCCCGCCAACAGCCCAGGAACUGUCGAUCCCGAAUCCCGUCUUCCCGUCCUCCUCCCCGCAACAAUCACCAUGGCGGUCGGCGCCUUCGGGCUCGGCGCGGCCACCGAGCGGGGGGAUUCCGCGGUCGUGUGCGGGGUGUUCAUGGCGAUCCUCAACUUCGCCGUGGGGAUGGGCUGCACGGGGAUUGUAGCGUACACGAAUGAUGUCUGUGCGGAGCGCGCGGGGGAUGCUUUUGGGUUGGCUAUGCUGAUGAAAAGUGCGUUGGCGUUUGGGUUGACGUUCGUGUGGAAUGACUAUUUGGGGAAGCAUGGGCCGCUGGUUUUUUUCUCGACGUUUGGGGCGUUGAGUGUUGGGGUGAUGUUGACGAGCGUGCCGUUGUUUGUGUGGGGGAAGAGGGUGAGAAGGUGGGCGGAUGGGUGGGAUUUGUUGAGGCGGUCGUGA
Molecule: messenger RNA, 1545 nt
Organism: Aspergillus saccharolyticus JOP 1030-1
Lineage: Eukaryota; Fungi; Ascomycota; Eurotiomycetes; Eurotiales; Aspergillaceae
Product: synaptic vesicle transporter
Exons: 3
Coding region: 1-1545 (514 amino acids)
Biological process (GO): transmembrane transport
Molecular function (GO): transmembrane transporter activity
Source: RefSeq, a predicted model, not a curated record